AUUGUCCAUUGCAAGAUUGCUUAUAAGUUGCCAGAACAACCCAUCUCCACAAAUAGAGAAAUGGGUGGAAUCAUUUCCAGAUGGCGGCAGGCAAAGCCUUCCACAAUAGAAAUAUUGGAAAAAAUUGAUAAGGAUAUCCAGGCACUAGAAGAAUUUCGAGAGAAAAAUCAGAGGCAACAGAAAUUAUGGGUCGGACGGUUUCUUCUCUACUCUUCUGUGCUCUACCUUUUCACAUGCCUAGUUAUCUAUUUUUGGUACCUUCCUGAUGAUUGGACUGCGAGGUUCGUUAUGACACUCCCACUUUUUGCAUUUCCACUGAUAGUUUGGUCUAUAAGAACUCUCCUCAUCUUCAUCUUUUCUAAAAGAACUGAAAGAAACAAUGAAGCCUUAGAAGACUUAAAAUCUCAGAAGAAAAAGAUACUUGAAGAAGUAAUGGAAAAAGAAACGUAUAAGGCUGCUAAACUAAUACUUGAAAGGUUUGAUCCAGAAGCCAAGAAGGCAAAGGAUGUUGAACCGCCAUCUGCUGGAGCAUCUGCAGUUCCAAGACCUGGCCAAGAACUUCGGCAUCGAACUCCAGUGCGAGGGAAUGUGUCUCCACCUCUCCCAGUUACACCAAAACAGGGGUCUCCGAAAGCGUCGAGUCCAAUGCCAGCAUCUCCUGGCUUGCAGAGAGAGAUCUCAGCACCUGGUGGACCUCCAGAGAGAACUCUGACAUCCGCUUCACAGUCCAAUGUGUUACAAAGACAUCCUGGACCCCAUGCUACUUCAGUGUCUGGAAUGGGACUUCAUCCUCCAGGACCUCCAUUGGCUAGACCUAUUCUUCCUCGAGAGAGGGGAGCAUUAGAUAGAAUUGUUGAAUAUUUAGUUGGAGAUGGUCCACAGAACAGAUAUGCUCUCAUAUGCCAGCAGUGUUUCUCACAUAAUGGAAUGGCUUUGAAAGAGGAGUUUGAAUAUAUUGCAUUUAGAUGUGCCUACUGCUUUUUCCUGAAUCCUGCGAGGAAAACCAGACCGCAAGCCCCACGGCUUCCAGAUUUCAGUGCUGAAAAGAAGCUCCCGGCUGAAACAGAGGGCACAACUGAAUCACUGCGACUGGAGGAGAAGUUACAAGAAAAGCAAAUCACUGAAGAACCUUUAGAAGAAGAUGCUUCCCUUACCGAAGCAAGCCAGGAAGACGUUCAAGCUUUGAUUGUUGAAGAAUCUUAUGGUGAGGCAAUUGAAGAUGCUGAGAGGGAGCUGCCAAGAAGUGAAACAAAAACUUCAGUUACAAACUCUGAACCUGCUGUUCCAGUUGACCAAAGGGAAGAGCCUGUAACAGGAGAAUAAGUGCCUCAUUUGUUUUAAGCUAUAUACUUUCAAUUGUUACUUCUUCAGAUGGGUCGCUUUCAAAAGUUUAUUGUGCCGUCAUUCUCAUGAGCUUGGACUGCCACUUCCACUGUACACAAGCUACCCGCACAAUGAGGCAUCGUAUUGCUGAAGUGUUUGUUUGGGUGAAGUAAAAGCUCUUCAGCAUUUGUAGGCGUCCAAGCACAGGUAUUCUUAUUUUUUGGUUUGCAUACUUAAGAAAAAUCAUAGACAUGCUUAACAUUUUUCCCUCACAAGAGUGAAUUAAAAUAUAGUAUUUGGUUAUUGAACAGCUGUAAAUUAUUCAAAAUGUAUAAUUAAUUCUUGGUUUAGUAAAUGUUAUAGAUUUUUUUGUACUAUUUAGCUAUUGAAAUAAAUUGAAUACAUUUAAGUAUUUAGAUGUUUACAGGAGGAAAAUGCUUAGGUAUUUGCCAUAAGCACUAUGAAAGUGUCAGUAUAACUGAAACCUAGCCACUCUUAACCUUUUUAAUUUCCUCGAAAGAAUGCCAUUGAAGUCCUAAGGAUGGUCUCUCCUUCAGGGCAGUGUGUAUAGCAAAUGGGCUGCAGGCAUGCAAAAAGUAAAGCUAGUUUGUGUUUACAUGAAGCGUAGGAAUAUCUGCACUAGAUUGUACUUGAAUACUGAGCAUUAUUUAUACCUGUAAAAUAAUGACCAUAUAAGUGAAUUUUUUUUGUUUAUUUUGUUAAAGGAAAAUAAAUAAAGAAUAUGUAGCAUUA
Messenger RNA from Pogona vitticeps (central bearded dragon), 2076 nucleotides. RefSeq names its product lunapark, ER junction formation factor (gene LNPK). The record is from RefSeq and is a predicted model, not a curated record. Gene Ontology annotation, cellular component: endoplasmic reticulum tubular network. Gene Ontology annotation, biological process: endoplasmic reticulum tubular network organization. Lineage: Eukaryota; Metazoa; Chordata; Lepidosauria; Squamata; Agamidae.